This is a messenger RNA of Prosopis cineraria, 2855 nucleotides long. Its product is annotated as glutamate receptor 2.7-like. Gene Ontology annotation, molecular function: glutamate-gated receptor activity. NCBI's taxonomy places the organism in Eukaryota, Viridiplantae, Streptophyta, Magnoliopsida, Fabales, Fabaceae. The transcript has 5 exons. The record is from RefSeq and is a predicted model, not a curated record. The coding region runs from base 1 to 2796 and encodes 931 amino acids. Gene Ontology annotation, cellular component: plasma membrane.
AUGACCAUGAUCGAAGCUCUGAUAUUGAAGAUGAAGACGAAGAGGGGUGCUAAAGUCGUUGAUGCCCUCGUCAGCGUCUUGUGUUGGUGUGUGAUUCUGUGUGUGAAACUGGGAGUCUCACACAGCAACACAACACGGGUGAAAGUGGGAGUUGUGGUUGAUGUGUCCCUACCAGCUGGCAACAUAGGAUUGAGCUGCAUUAACAUUUCCCUCUCCGACUUUUAUGCCUCUCAUUCUCAUUACAAAACCAGGCUGCUCUUCCACCUCCGAGACUCCGGCUCAGACAUCGUUACUGCAGCAUCUCAAGCUGCAGAUCUAAUCAAAACAGAGGAAGUGCAAGCCAUAAUAGGACCAUUAACAUCAGCGGAGGCCAAUUUUGUGAUCAGUCUUGGAGAUAGAGCUCAUGUGCCCAUCGUAACAUUUUCAGCUACAAGUGCUUCUCUUGCUUCACUUCGAAGUCCAUAUUUCUUUCGAAUCGCACAAGUUGAUUCAGCUCAAGCAAAAGCCAUUGUCGCAAUUGUUGAAGCUUUUGAGUGGAAACAAGUGGUGCCCAUUUACAUAGACGACAACGAUUAUGGGAUGGGGCUCAUUCCCUUCUUAACUGAUGCUCUGCAGCAAGCGUAUGUUCGAAUUCCAUAUCUCUGUCGCAUUUCCCCUUUGGCCACUAUUGACGCCAUUAGAGGAGAGCUGUACAAACUGAUGACUAUGCAAACCAGAGUGUUCAUUGUCCAUGUAUCUCCUGAUCUCGGCUCUACUCUCUUCCCCAUAGCUCAACAGAUUGGAAUGAUGACCGAGGGCUACGUUUGGAUCGUAACAGAUGGAUUGGCUAAUGUGUUUAGCUCUCUGAAUUCCUCUGUGAUGGAUUCAAUGCGGGGUGUAUUAGGUGUGAGAACCUAUAUUCCUGAAACAAAAGAGCUAGACAAUUUCAAAGUUCGAUGGAGAAGAAAAUUCCUACAAGACAAUCCAACAGAGGUUGAUACUCAUCUGAAUGUUUUUGGAUUAUGGGCUUAUGAUGCAACAACUGCAUUAGCCAUGGCUGUCGAGAAGGCUGGAAUCACCAAGCAAGGGUUUCUCAAAAGUAAUAUUCAAAAUCUUGGAGUUUCAACGAAUGGUGAAAUGCUACGUGAAGCUUUAUCCAAAAUAAAAUUCCAAGGCCUCAGUGGAGAGUUUACUAUCGUGGAUGGGCAAUUAAAGGCAUCGGUGUUUGAGAUAAUAAAUGUGAUUGGUAGUGGAGAGAGGAGAAUAGGAUUUUGGACAUCAUGGAAUGGACUGGUUGGAAGCCUGGAUUCAUCUUCAUACAAACUAGCAUCCAUUGUAUGGCCAGGGGAUCAAAACUUUGUUCCAAAAGGUUGGGCCAUUCCAACACAUGGCAAGAAGAUGAGGAUAGGAGUUCCAGUGAGAAACGAAUAUACUGAAUUCGUCAAAGUAACUCGUGACCCAGUCACCAAUAGAACCAAGGUCACUGGUUUUUGCAUAGAUAUGUUUAAGGCUGUGUUAGAAGAGCUGCCUUAUGCUUUGCCAUAUAAGUUUAUCCCUUUUGCUAAACCCAAUGGUGAGAAAGCAGGAACAUAUAAUGACCUGAUCAACCAAGUCUAUUUGAGGAACUUGGAUGCUGUGGUAGGGGAUAUCACAAUCACAGCAAACAGGUCUAAAUACGUGGAUUUCACGUUUCCCUACACUGAAUCUGGUGUAACAAUGGUCGUUCCCACGAAAGACAACAGGAAGAAGAAUGCAUGGGCCUUCUUAAAGCCAUUAACUUGGGAUCUUUGGGUGACAACUGCUUGCUCUUUUGUAUUCAUUGGGUUUGUAGUGUGGGUGUUUGAACACCGAAUAAACGAACAUUUUCGGGGGACUCCAUCGCAUCAGAUUGGCACCUGCUUAUGGUUUUCUUUCUCAACCAUAGUUUUUGCACAGAGAGAGAGAGUGAUGAGCAAUUGGAGUAGAUUUGUGGUGAUCAUAUGGUUCUUCGUGGUUCUAGUUCUGGUUCAAAGCUACACUGCUAGUUUAACAGCACUUUUGACAGUUGAGCAGCUUAGCCCAACUAUAAGAGAAGUAGAUUUACUCAUAAAGAACAGAAUGAAUGUUGGUUAUAAGAGAGGUUCAUUUAUACAUGAAAUCUUGAAGGAAAUGGGUUUCCUUGAUUCUCAGCUGAAGGCGUAUAACUCAACAAAGGAAUGCGUCGAACUAUUCGAGAGAGGAAGUGCAAAUGGAGGCAUUGCUGCUGCAUUUGAUGAAGUGCCAUAUGUGAAACUCUUUCUUCAAAGUUACUGCUCUAGGUAUACCACGAUGGAGCCAACUAUUAAAACCGGUGGCUUUAGCUUUGUGUUCUCUAAAGGAUCUCCUCUUGUAGCUGAAAUUUCAAGAGCAAUAUUGAACGUUACUCAAGGGGAUAAAAUGAAAGCCAUAGAGAAUGCAUGGUUCAAGGAAAAAAACUGCUUCGAUUCUGAUACAUCAGUUUCAUCCAACAGUUUAGGACUUGAAAGCUUCUGGGGGCUAUUUCUUAUUGUAGGGGUUGCUUCUAGUCUAGCUCUCAUUUUCUUUGUCAUUAACUUCCUAUAUCAACAUGAACAUAUUUGGUUGCAUCAUGAUCCCGGGACAUCCAGGUGGAAACGAAUUGAGGGCUUGAUAAGGAUCUACUACCAGAAAGAUCAAAGCUAUUACACAUCCAAAAAGAGGGAAAUGCAAAAUAAGAGUGGAACUUGUUGCAUGCAUGAUAUAGUUGAAGUUGAGGCAUCUCCAACUACAGAAUGCACCCCAAGUCCAAGUAGCCUUUCACCUCAAGAACCACAAGGCUGAUAUAUUAUUGGUAAAGCGAGUUCGAUAUCUUUCUGUGAAUGUCAUUGAGUUGUUGGGCA